Molecule: messenger RNA, 651 nt
Organism: Schistosoma turkestanicum
Lineage: Eukaryota; Metazoa; Platyhelminthes; Trematoda; Strigeidida; Schistosomatidae
Source: the annotation of a GenBank genome assembly
AUGAUCAUUUUCGGAAACUAUCUUCGUGUGGGUUAUUUUAAUUUUCUUUCUAAGCGUUUGCUGAGUAUAAGCCAGUUAAAAGAAAGAAGUCUGGUAUGCGUUCAUGGUACAUCAGCUGACGAAUUUCUGCAAGGUCUCAUAACUAAUGAUAUCAAAUCUAUAAGUCGACCUAAUUCCUUCAUGUACUCACUAUUCCUCAAUUUGAAGGGUAGAGUGCUAACUGAUGCAUUUAUCUAUCACACUAACCGUUUAUCGGCUAACCGAUCUGAUUACCUGGUUGAAGUUGAUGUCAAUUACGUACCCGAUUUGGUUAAACAUUUAACUCGAUAUAAUUUACGUGGGAAGGUUAAAAUAGAUGCCAAUUUAUCAGCUCGCCUUUGGAUCGCUAUGCCAACAUCCAAACACUCAAAUCAAUUGAAUAGUUAUAAAGCAUGGUCGCCAGUGAAUACAUUUGAUUUGAAUGAUCAGCAAGAGUUGAUAUUCUUCGCUUCAGAUCCUAGGGGUAUAGCUGGUCGGUCUGGACGCAUACUAUCAACAUCCGAUGCAAGUGGUAAUUAUUUUAGUUCCAUAGAUUUUAUCAAUCAAAGACUAGGUUUUAAUAUUUUUAGAUUAUCAUUGAGUAGUUGCCUCAGCCAGUCAGGUACAACGUAG